AUGUUUAAUGAGUUUUGGAGGAGAGCGAGAGACCAGCCGGUUCUUCUACAGAGAAAGAUCGCUGUACAAAGAUCUCCUCUUGUGAUCAUCUCACAUCUUCUACUGAACUCCAACAUCAAGUUCCAGCAGCUUGUGGGUGUAUGUAGUGACUUCUUCAUCCACAAAGAAAAUGACAUCAUCAUCCCCACAGUCUUCCCUGGAGAUCAGUGUAAGACGAUUCGCCAGCGCUGGAAAAACAAAUACAGGUUUGCCACCGUGUACGACACUGUGAGGAGGAUCCUUGUUUACUCGGCCUACACAUUCUCAGGGAGAGAACAGAAGAGCCGCAGCAAUGAGUGGAAAAUUGAACCUCAGGCUGUGGAUUCUGAUUAUUCACCUCCAGCAAUUACUAGAGGACACGUGUUUCCAUAUCAGUUUGCUGCUGAUCAGGAACAAGCAGAUUCCACCUUCACUUUAUCUAACGCAGCUCCACAAACAGAGGACAGCAACCAAAAAUGGGCUACACAGGUGGAGAAGCCGAUACAUAAAGAGAUAAAACAGGGCUGCAAACUUGACCAAAGUCAAGUGUACUUUGUGACCGGAGUCGUCCCAGGGAGGAACUGGAUAUCCAUAACAAGAGAUGGAAAAGAAUAUCAAGCCGGAAUUAACAUUCCCAGUCAUUUUUGGAGCGCUUACUGUUGCACCAAUAACAAAGAACAACUCGUAGCGAGGGCCUACAUCGCUGAGCAGGAGAACUUUAAAAUCACUAAACAUUUUAAUAAAGACUCCAACAUUCAGGACCUGAAUACUGAGCUCACUAAACUGCAUUGUUUACCCUUCAGUGUGUUUACAGGAUUAGACUUAACGUAACAUGAAUACAGUGUGUGUGAGUACGUGCAUGCAGUCGUGCGUGUGUGUGUUAGAAUCAGCAACUUUCCUGUUAGAAACAUGUCAAAGCAUCAUAAAAAUAUAUCACUUUGUUGAGCUUCCUUUUCUUUUUCUCUUUUGUGCAGAAUAAUUUUAAAAAUAAUAAAACUCUGGUUAGUUUGAUUCUCUGGCAAUUAAAGCUUCUUAUAAACAAUAUGCAAAUAUUAUGUUAAAUGAAAUACAUACAUUUAUCUCUGUUAAUUCUCCUGAAGAUCUUUAAUAACAUUUCACUGUUUGCUGUGAAACUAAUGGAUUUUGUCGCUUCAUUUAAUCAGACUGAACAGUGACACUUUCUGUACACAGCAGUAGUGUCAUAGUGAACCAGCAGGUGGCGACAUUUCACUACUGUGUACA
Messenger RNA from Tachysurus fulvidraco (yellow catfish), 1260 nucleotides. RefSeq names its product endonuclease domain-containing 1 protein-like. The transcript is spliced from 4 exons. Bases 1 to 849 code for a protein of 282 amino acids. The record is from RefSeq and is a predicted model, not a curated record. Gene Ontology annotation, molecular function: hydrolase activity; metal ion binding; nucleic acid binding. NCBI's taxonomy places the organism in Eukaryota, Metazoa, Chordata, Actinopteri, Siluriformes, Bagridae.